Messenger RNA from Coniophora puteana RWD-64-598 SS2, 2319 nucleotides. RefSeq lists its product as uncharacterized. NCBI's taxonomy places the organism in Eukaryota, Fungi, Basidiomycota, Agaricomycetes, Boletales, Coniophoraceae. The record is from RefSeq and is a predicted model, not a curated record. The transcript is spliced from 3 exons. The coding region runs from base 1 to 2319 and encodes 772 amino acids.
AUGCUUCUAGCUUGUGCGCUUCUGAUCUUGCUCUGGUCUGGUAAACGAAGUAAUGCUAUUCAAGGUCAACCUCAGGACAGCUUUGACAGCAACAUGAUAUUUUUUCCUUUACCAGAGCCUCCAUUCAGUCCACCCACAACAUUUGAUGAACUGGCUUUCGUACUUGAUAAAGCAGACUUGGCUCUAGAGCACUCGGUGGUUGCAAUUCUCCCAGUCUCGCCUCGCACAGUGGUUGAUCUAGAAAGAAUACUCUCAUCUCUUGUCGACUCUGAGCACAAACUAGGUAGCAUCUCGCUUGUCUUCGCAGAUGAAAUCGUUCUCGAUGUCCGUCAAACAGUAUCAAAGCACAUCUCCGAACGCGUUGAGUGUAACCACGCGAUGUCAGUGGAAAUUACCUUACAUCCAUGCGGGCGGUGCACCGAUACAGCUCUCAUGGUAUUUUCCGCUCUACCCCGCCUGAAUGCAGAGGUGGCUUUAGUCCUAGAUGAAGAUGGUCUUCUACAGACAACUAGUUAUGCUCGACAUUAUCUUCUCAAUCCACGCCUUGUGGAUCUUCCGGUGGGUCCAAUAGGCUUCCAGACCUUGCUUGGCAACACCACCUCUGUCAUUCCCACUGACGGGCCCAUUUCAGCCUCUUACCUCUCACCUCCAUUCGUCAUGUCGAUCCACACUAUGCGCGGUUUUUAUCCUUUCGGGCCCUCGCUCAUCUGGCAUGCACUAGGUUCUUACGUAGCAGUCAAUCGCCUGGACAUGAUUGGAGGCGUUGUCAUCCCUCAAGUCGUAGACAACAACCAACAUUCCGAAAGCUUACCUGCAGUGGACGGACCUUCUCUCAUCGACAAUGAUACACAUGUCUCGACUGCUGGAACCUUCGUCUUGGUGUUCGCCAAAGUGGAAGAUUUGAAGGCUUUUUCUACUGUCGCGUGCGGGCUCCAAAAUGACGGCCACGUCGUUCGUGCCUUUAUCUACGACGAAUCCGAUUUUUAUGGCGAACAUAGCUCUUUGACGAUAUCUGAGACUUGCGUCUUGCUCUUUUAUUCUCGGUCAGAUGACUUGCGCGCCUUCAGGAAUUGGAUGAAGUCUCUUCUAGGUGCACCGGACGUGAUGAUUGGACUGUCAGAUAGCGACUUCAUCUCUGCGACUCUCUCCCAAGUGGUACAGGAACACCCUUACCUUGACACGACUUUGAUUCGCUUACCAAGAGCCGACCUUCCUUAUUCCUCUUGGAUGAAGGCGCUGGCUCUCGAGGACUGGAUAAGAAUAUCAGACUGGAACGCUCCCGAGGUAACGGUCAGCGUUAUCACUAAUGAUCGCCCUGCUUCCCUGCGACGACUCCUCAAUUCUUUGAACAACGCCCGAUACUUCGGUGACGACCUGUUACUCAGGAUCAACGUCGAGCAGGCGGCCGAUGACGAGACACUGCGCAUUGUCGAUGGCUUUGAGUGGGGGUAUGGAAAUGUGUUCGUUCACCGGCGGGUCAUUCACGGCGGUCUGCUUCCCGCUGUGGUUGAGUCUUGGUACCCUCGUGACAACAAUUCCUUUGGUAUUCUCCUAGAAGACGACACAGAAGUUUCGCCCCUUUUCUACGCUUGGACCAAGAUGAACAUCUUGCAUUUUCGGCUCUUUGGAGUGAGCUUGUAUCAACAGAAAAACAUUGAACUCAAGCCAGAGGGACGAGUACCAUUUAACCCUAGACGGCUUUUCAAAGACACUGGUUUCAUUGAUUACGCUACUCCGUACCUUUCCCAAGUUCCCUGUAGCUGGGGCGCCGUGUAUUUCCCGGAGCACUGGAGGGAGUUUCAUGACUACCUCGCCAUGCGGCUAUCAGAGCACGUCUUGGACAUACAUCUUGACGUUGUGCCUGACGUUCGGUCAAACCACUGGCCGCGGUCGUGGAAGAAGUACUUCAUCGAAGUCGCUUACCUGCGUGGCUACGUGAUGCUCUAUCCUAACUACGAGGACUUUCUGUCGCUCUCGACCAAUCACCUUGAGAUAGGCUCUCAUGUUAAGGCUCAGCCUCAGGAAGCAUUCCUCAAGAAGCGAGAGCUCUUUUUACUCCCUCUAAUGCCUUUGCCAGAUCCAUGUUCAGCGGAUCCUGGUCUCCUCUCUGGACUCCCCGGUCAGAAACUUCCUAAGUGGAAUCACCUUCCGGUCUUGGACUUCAUAGGACACACCACUUCUCUAGAAGAAUUAGUUCGCCGGGGCUUACAGCGACGCUCUGAAAUCAUCUCUUGUCCAACCAGAAACACUGCCCCUUUCGAUAUUCGUGGAUACUUGUGUCUGUACGAAGUGGAUUCCGAAAGCCAGAAGCAAGCAUGA